Molecule: messenger RNA, 3711 nt
Organism: Chinchilla lanigera (long-tailed chinchilla)
Lineage: Eukaryota; Metazoa; Chordata; Mammalia; Rodentia; Chinchillidae
Gene: Arhgef19
Product: Rho guanine nucleotide exchange factor (GEF) 19
Exons: 16
Coding region: 716-3139 (807 amino acids)
Biological process (GO): regulation of actin cytoskeleton organization; activation of GTPase activity
Molecular function (GO): protein binding; guanyl-nucleotide exchange factor activity
Source: RefSeq, a predicted model, not a curated record
GAGUAGGCUUUCGGAGGUGGUGAAGUGGGUCAUCCCAGGCAGAGGGAAAGGAUGGAUGAUCUAUGAGAUGUAGCCAUGCUAGAAGGGUUGUCUAGGAUGGUGCCAAAUGCCACACCUCCAAUUUUCAGGAUUGAUUUCCAUUUCAAAAUAGCCAGCACAAUGAGUGUUCCCAUUUUACAGAUGCUUCAAGAGGCUCAGCUUUGGUGCAGGGUCCCUGAUAACUCCAAGGCUUGGGAUGUUUUCUGUGAACUCUCCAGAUGCUUCCUGCCCCCAAUAAGUCCCCUGAGCACGAUGGACAGAAGCCCUGGAAGAGGGGUGACCUGUCUCCUAGGACCAGCGGUGGUGCCUCUCCCAUCUUUAGGGGAUCUGUCUGGGGUCCCUCAGAGCUUCUCCCAGGCAUAGGACUCCCAUUGUUCCAGCCCCCCUCUCGUACCCCAGACUGGCCAAACCGGUUCUGGGAAGGGGGGCGGGGAGCAGGCACGUUGAGACAGCCGCCUGCCUCUCCUUGAGGUUCCCUCCGCCUUCGCCUCCCCCUCCCUGCCCCACACAAUACCCUGGAGCUUGCGUUGCUGUCUCAGGGGCCAUGCUGACAUCGCCCCCUGAAGACUUGGCUGCAGCCCCAGAGCCCCCAGGGUGGCCUGGAGCCCUGGACUGUGCCUGCAGCUGGACGGAGCUCCCUGGCUGAGGCCCAGGUGGGUGGCAGAGCAAAGGAGGAAUGGACUGUGGGCCACCUGCGACCCUUCAGCCCCACCUGGCUGGGCCACCUGGCGCUGCCUGCCGCCCAGUAGCUGUGUGCCAGCAGGAGAGCCUGUCCUUUGUGGAGCUGCCCACCAUACAGCCUCUGAGUCCUAUGUGUGUGGACCUUUUCCCUGUUGCCCCAGAGGAGCUACGGGCUCCUGGGAGUCGCUGGUCCCUGGGGACCCCUACCCCUCUCCAAGGGCUGCUAUGGCCCCCAUCCCCAGCAGGCCCAGAUACGGAGAUUUCCACCAGCGCAAGGAUGCGGCCCAGCAGGGCUGGCAGCUGGCCCCACUGUCCUGGAGCCCAGCCCCCAGCUCUGGAGGGACCCUGGCGUUCUCAGCACAUGCAGCCACAGCGCCGGGCCAGCCACGGCUCAGAGAAGAAGUCAGCCUGGCGCAAGAUGCGGGUGUACCAGCGUGAAGAAGCCACUGGCGGCCCAGAACCCUAUGCUGUCUUCCUGGAGCCUGGCCGGGUGGCCCAGGAGCCAGCCCUGCACACAGAGGAGCCCAGGCCAGCGGAACUUUCUGGGACACCCAGAGCGCUGGGCCUGGAGGGGCCCGAGCGGCGGCGCUUCUCAGCCUCUGAGCUGAUGACCCGCCUACACUCUUCCCUGCGCCUGGGGCGGAGUUCGGCCUCCAGGGCACUAGUCUCGGGAGCAGGCACUGGAGCAGCGCAAGAAGGGAAAACAUCUGGAAGAGAGUCUCGAAACGCAGAGAUGAGGGGGGACAGUGUAGCCCUGCCAGCACUUGUUGACCCGCGUGAGGGCCACAGCGACUGGCUGGAGCCCAGGCUGGACGCGCGGGAAGAGCUGCCUCCGGACCCCAAGGGCGACAACGAGCGCCGGCAAUCGCGAUUCCUCCUUAACUCCGUCCUCUACCAGGAGUACAGCGACGUGGCCAGCGCCCGCGAGCUGAGGCGGCAGCAGCGCGAGGAGGAGGCCCCCGGGGACGAGGCGGAGGGCGCGGAGGAGGGGCCCGGGCCGCCGCGCGCCAACCUCUCCCCGAGCAGCUCCUUCCGGGCGCAGCGCGCAACGCGCGGCUCCACCUUCUCGCUGUGGCAGGACAUCCCCGACGUGCGGGGCAGCGGCGUCCUGGCCACGCUGAGCCUGCGGGACUGCAAGCUACAGGAGGCAAAGUUUGAGCUGAUCACCUCCGAGGCCUCCUACAUUCACAGCCUGUCGGUGGCUGUGGGCCACUUCUUGGGCUCCCCUGAGCUGAGCGAGUGUCUAGGGGCGCAGGACAAGCAGUGGCUAUUUUCCAAACUGCCCGAGGUCAAGGGCACCAGCGAGAGGUUCCUGCAGGACCUGGAGCAACGCCUGGAGGCAGAUGUGCUGCGCUUCAGCGUCUGCGACGUGGUGUUGCACCACUGCCCGGCCUUCCGCCGCGUCUACCUGCCCUACGUCACCAACCAGGCCUACCAGGAGCGUACCUACCAGCGCCUGCUCCUGGAGAACCCCAAGUUCCCCGGCAUCCUGGCCCGCCUAGAGGAGUCUCCCGUGUGCCAGCGGCUACCCCUCACCUCCUUCCUCAUCUUACCCUUCCAGAGGAUCACGCGCCUCAAGAUGCUGGUGGAGAACAUCCUGAAGCGGACAGCACAGGGCUCCCAGGAUGAAGACAUGGCCACCAAAGCCUUCAAUGCUCUCAAGGAGCUGGUGCAGGAGUGCAAUGCCAGUGUGCAGUCCAUGAAGAGGACCGAGGAGCUCAUCCACCUGAGCAAGAAGAUCCACUUUGAGGGCAAGAUCUUCCCGCUGAUCUCGCAGGCCCGCUGGCUGGUCCGGCACGGGGAGCUGGUGGAGCUGGCGCCGCUGCCCGCAGCGCCACCUGCCAAGCUGAAGCUGUCCAGCAAGGCAGUCUACCUGCACCUCUUCAACGACUGCCUGCUGCUGUCUCGGCGGAAGGAGCUGGGGAAGUUCGCCGUCUUCAUCCACGCCAAGAUGGUGGAGCUGCAGGUGCGGGACCUGAGCCUGAAGCUGCAGGGCGUCCCCGGCCACGUGUUCCUCCUGCAGCUGCUCCCCCGGCAGCACGCCAAGCACCAGCUCCUGCUGAGGGCCCGCACGGAAAGUGAGAAGCAGCGAUGGAUCUCAGCCCUGUGCCCCUCCAGCGCCCAGGAGGACAAGGAGGUCAUCAGCGAGGGGGAAGACUGCCCCCAGGUUCAGUGUGUCAGGACGUACAAAGCCCUGCAGCCCGACGAGCUGACCCUGGAGAAGACGGACAUCCUAGCAGUGAAGACUUGGACCAGUGACGGCUGGCUGGAGGGGGUCCGCCUGGCUGACGGCGAGAAGGGCUGGGUGCCCCAGGCCUACGUGGAGGAGAUCAGCAGCCUCAGUGCCCGCCUCCGCAACCUCCGGGAGAUCAAGCGCGUCACGAAUGCAGCCAGCAAGCUCGGGGAGCCCCCCGCGUGACAGCUGUGUUCCUCGGGGUGCCUGCUCUGUGCCUGGCUCCCCGACAGCCCUGGGUGGCCACCGUGUCUCAUGCCCAAGCUGCCACUGCUGGCCUCUCUAUCUGUGGCCCUGGCAUGAAGGGCACAGGCCAGGCGCAGGAGCUGGGCCCCCAGAGGGUACCCCUGUCCUCACCACUCAUCCGUGUCCACCCUGGAGGGCUGGGGACAGCUUGCUCUUCUGGCAUGGGGGCCAUGACAGAUGUCCUCUGGGACCUGGCCAGGGCAGCUUUCUCCCUCCUGUGCCUGCGCCUGCUGACCCUUGGUCACUACGGCAGGGCCUGGGGCUGGGGGACGCCCCCGGGGCUGCCGGGUGCUGGGACCUGCACGUCUCUCAAAUCUUCCUCCCCAGCUCCUCCCUGCCAUGUCCCCCAGGCCAGGAACACCCGUGGCUGCCAGGACUGGGACUGGCCUGUCCCAGAAUUCUCUUAACCCCAAGCGGACAAGGGGCUGUGCAUCAGUCAGGCCACUUUCAGCUGCAAGGAACACAUCAGCUCUGAGCGGGCUGAACUAUUAAAGAGAUGUUAUUAGUUCUUG